Molecule: messenger RNA, 1494 nt
Organism: Plasmopara halstedii
Lineage: Eukaryota; Oomycota; Peronosporomycetes; Peronosporales; Peronosporaceae
Product: ubiquitin-protein pub49
Exons: 10
Coding region: 1-1494 (497 amino acids)
Biological process (GO): protein peptidyl-prolyl isomerization; protein folding; protein polyubiquitination
Cellular component (GO): catalytic step 2 spliceosome
Molecular function (GO): ubiquitin-ubiquitin ligase activity; peptidyl-prolyl cis-trans isomerase activity
Source: RefSeq, a predicted model, not a curated record
AUGCACCUGCGUUUUUCAAAUAUGGGCAAGAAUCGACACAGCAAGGAUCGGCUGUUCAUCACGCAGACUGAGCACAAAUAUCUGUACGGUGGUAAAAAACAAGAGAUACGGCAAGCAUACAAGCGUCUGCCAUUUAACUGUUGCGCAAUCACUCUUUGCCCUUUCACGAACGCAGUAUGCACUCGUGAUGGUCACUUGUUUGACCUGGAGGCUGUCGUUUUAUAUGUCAAAAAGCAUCAGAGUAACCCUGUGACGGGCAAACCAAUGUUGCUUAAGGAACUCAUCCAAUUGCAUUUUAGCAAAAAUUCACAGGGAGAGUAUUUUUGCCCCGUCACUUACAAAGUCUUUACUGACAAUACCAAGAUUGCUGCUAUUGCCCCAACCGGCAAUGUUUUCUGCUAUGAAGCCGUUGAAGAGCUUAACAUCAAAGCGAAAAAUUGGACGGAUCUUCUUGAUGGAACCAAAUUUCAGCGUAAAGAUAUUAUUAUUUUACAAGAUCCUCAAGACUACUCCAACCGAGAAAUUGAGAAUUUUGAGCAUUUCCGGCGCUCGAAUGCGACCGAGAAUAGUGGCUUUGUAUCGACCGCAAUCAGAAAUAUCCGCACCAAUGCUGCAACAGAUCGUAUUUUUGAGGAAUUGGAAGCAAGGAAAGCUGAGCAGCAAGUGCUUGCGAGCAAAACGAAGCAAGAAUGUGCUGGUGUGAAUGAGAAGGAUAAAAUUGUGGCUUCUUUGCCCCAAUAUGAUACAAUAACAAGUCAGAUGACAAAAUCACAGAGUUUGCGCUAUUCGCAAUUCACUGCUGGCAAAUGCUCAAGCUCUUUUACUUCCAGUGUGAGAGCACCUGUAACGGAAAAUGCGUUGGCGCUAGCCUCGGAACAGGAGUUGCUCGAACUGAGGUGGCAAUCGGUUCGGAAGCUCAAGAAAAAAGGUCUCGUGCGGCUUGAAACAACUCUAGGCAACAUAAGCUUGGAAGUUGAUUGCGAUUUUGUCCCGCAAACGGCUGACAACUUCAUGAGUUUGUGUCAAAGCAAGUAUUACGACGGCGUCUUGUUUCAUAGAAUAAUAAAGGGUUUUAUGAUGCAAGGAGGAGAUCCAACUGGCACAGGCCGGGGUGGCGAAUCCGUUUGGAAAAAACCGUUUCGCGACGAAAUUGACAACCGAUUGUCUCACGAUUCAAGAGGUGUGCUGAGUAUGGCAAACUCCGGACCUGGGACUAAUAAUUCGCAAUUUUUUAUCACUUUUAAAGCAUGUCCACACCUAGACAAGAAACACGCCGUUUUUGGUCGGGUAGUAGGAGGAAUGGAUGUACUAGAUGCCGCUGAGCACGUAGAAACUGGAAUUGAAGACCGUCCAAUCGAGAAUGUGGUCAUCCAGAAAGUUCAGGUGUUUGCCAACCCGUUUCAUGACUACGAAGAAGCUCUUGCGCAAGGUCUAGAUGUCGUGCAGGUUGCUAAUGAAAAGGCGGCUCGAGAGGCAAAACCACUGCUGCCUUGA